Messenger RNA from Apis laboriosa (Himalayan honeybee), 3390 nucleotides. RefSeq names its product ras-related protein Rap-2a. NCBI's taxonomy places the organism in Eukaryota, Metazoa, Arthropoda, Insecta, Hymenoptera, Apidae. The transcript has 4 exons. Bases 286 to 1104 code for a protein of 272 amino acids. The record is from RefSeq and is a predicted model, not a curated record. Gene Ontology annotation, molecular function: GTPase activity; GTP binding.
CGGUCUUUAUCCAGAGCGCACGAGCCACGUUCACCUGCUUCACCCCCCAAAACGGAAUCGAAAUCGAACGCGCGAUCCUCGGCAAACGCAACAACAGUUGUUACUGGUCGCGAGCGAUCAACGUCAACCGGCCGAGUCGAACCACUUUUGGAGUUCGCGAGUUACCGGCUGAUCAACGAGGGACCGCUUUCCCGCGCUCCCGCAACCCGAUUCGAUUCUCACCUGUUAACCGAGCCGUCGCGCUCCUCUUCUCUUUUCGAAGUGUUCAGGAAAAUCCCUGCACAAAUGAUGAAAGGUCGGCAUCAAUUUCGGCGUCGUUUCAGUCUACAACCAUCGUCGCUGAAGGAGGGUCAGGAAGAUGGUACGACGAAAAACGUUAGAAACGAGAGGCUGUCGGAGUCGGACAGCGGUGGCGGGAAACACGCGGAAAGUUCGAUACGGCACAAGAUCGUUGUGAUGGGGGCGGCGAAAGUGGGGAAAUCGGCGAUAAUCAAUCAGUUCCUCUACAACACGUUCACCCCCAAGUACAAGAGGACGGUGGAGGAGAUGCAUCACGGGGAUUUCAACGUUUCCGGCAUACAAUUGACCCUGGACAUCCUGGAUACAUCGGGCUCGUACGAGUUCCCCGCGAUGAGAGAUCUGUCCAUCAAGUCUGCGGACGCGUUUAUCCUCGUGUACGACGUCCACGACGCCAACACGUUCCUCGAGGUGAAGACGCUGAGGGCGCAAAUUCUUAACACGAAGGGGGCGGUGCCGAUCGUCGUCGUUGGCAAUAAAGUCGACUUGAUCGACACCGAGAAACAGGUGGAUACGGACAGCACGAGAGAGUUGGUAACGAUGAAAUGGGAGAACGGUUUCGUGGAGGUGUCAGCGAAAGAGAACUUGAACAUUUCACAGGUGUUCAAGGAGCUUUUGAUCCAGGCCAAGCUGAAGUACAAUCUAAGCCCGGCAUUGAGACGUCGCCGCAGGCAAUCAUUGCCACCGCCCCAGCAUUUGAAUUCUCGGAGCAGCAGCGCUCACGUCCCGUCCCCGGCCCAGCUCCAGCAUCUGCAGCAGAUCCGUGAACGUUCCGAGUCGAAGAGGAAUUCCUGUAUACUGUCGUAAACGAAAAUCCAAAGGCAUCGAUAACCGUUUCUCAUCUGAUUCGAGAGGAGGAAGGGAUGAUCGAAUCGACGAUCGCCCAUUCUCUCUAACACCGAUCGAUCGAGACGACGUUCACGCGAUCGAUGAUUUCGAUCGAUCGAUCGUUCGAAACGCUCCCAUCGAACACUCAUAUAAACGAUGAUAGUCGAAAGAAUAUAGGAAGAGGGGGCGAGAAACCGUGAUGCCGAUCGAAGAUUUGUUUCCUAUUCGAAAGAGAACUUUCGUCUCGUACAGGCCUCUCAUUCGAUUUUUAAGAAAUUUACGAUUUACGUCGAUAAUAUAUCAUCUUGAAUCGAGAGUUUAGCUGAUUUUUCCUUAUUGAAAAAAAGAAAAAAAAAACAAAAAAAAAAAAAAGAAAGAAACGAACGACAAUUAUUUCGAUGUUUAUCGUUCGAAAAUUCGAUGUGAAUAGCGAGUGAAUCUACGUACUUGAUGUUAAGUAAAAAAUUUUUUCGUCGAAAAAUUGAAAAUUUCUCGUUCCUAGGUAGAAGAGGAAAUCACGAACACGAUGGAGAGACACGCUUUAUCACGACUUUAAUAAGGAUAAUAUAGAAGAUAAUUAUUCCUCGUGACGACCCAGUCGUUCGUUUUAAUUAAGAAAUCAUCGUUGCUCCCCUUUCCUCGAUGCAAAACAUCACACCUAUUUACCGAUUUUAUUCAAGAUCGACGAGAGGUAUUCAACUGGAAACAAACGACGAUUUCUAUCGUCGAUCGAAAUAUGGUUGAACAUAAUUAUUCCGAAUUAUUCGAAGGGAUUCCCAUCUUUGCAUAUAUAUCAACAAGUAUCUUACAAAGGUAUCCUAUUUCAGGGUUGUUCCCCACUGCCCAUUCACUCACUAUUAUCCAUCACUCUUAUUAUCCAUUUACGAACAUUGAACGGCCAAAGAACGUUUUAUAAAGCAGUUUUAUUGGCUAUAUUCGAUUGAAUUUACAUCGAGCAAUUGUCUAUGCUGUUCUUUAUACAUAUACCCCGUGUUAUACAUAUAAUUUAUUUCAAAAUAAUUGGUUCGAUUUAUUCGAUGUGUAAAAAGGGUACGCGAAGAGAGACAUGUUACAUCCCUAAAAAAUCAAAAAUGGCAAAAGUAUCGUUCCCCCGUUUACCGCCAAAAAAUAUCGAAUUAUUUGUCAAUUAAGGUGAAACGAUGAACGUGAACGACUCGCGCAUAGUACGCCGAUUGCCUUUGCUCCAAACCUGAGUUAACCGCGAGUACCGUGAUAAAAAAAAAAGUUGAAAAAUGUGAAAAAAAAAGGUAAAAAAUGAAACGUAAUCAUGUACAAAAAAUUUUAUUCGAUCGCAUAUAGCUUUUGAAGUAGUUGUGUCAUUGUAAUUGACACGGUGAAUAAAAACGGGAAUCGUAGAAUAUGAUGAGUUUCUGUUUUCCAUCACUUGAUUAGGUAAACGUGAGAGAUAUACGUAUACGUUGUGUCUAUAAAUUUUAAUGAAAAUAUCGUGCAACGAUCGUUGAUUGAUUUUGUAAUAUUAGAUGGAAAGAUUUAUCGAUUUCACGUUUAAAUAAUGUAUCGCAUGAUAUCGUAUAAUUUAUCGUUUGGGAAGAAAGAAAUGUUUUUUCGAAUAUAUUAUUCAGAUUAAAAAAAAAAAAUCUAUAAUAUACACGUUAGUGUUAUUUAAUGGUAGAAAUUCUAUGUAAAUAAAAGAGCCUUGCGAUGUGGAUAUCUCGUUGAAUCGAAAACCCACAUUGGGUAUAAUUUUACAUAAAGUACUUACACAUAUACGUAUAUACGAUUAAGCAACAGACAUAUAAUUUAACGCGUUUCAACGCGAUUAAAAUGAAAAAUGUCGCGCAUCACGAUAACUGGAUAACGUUUAUUUCAAUAUAAAAAAAAAAAGGAAAAAAAAAACUCGCAAUCACGAGAAUCAAAUCAAUACGAUUUUUCGAUCGUUCCAAACUCUCUAAUUAUUGGAACGAAUUUUUCGCUGAGAUCAUACGUUUACCUGACCUGUGCAAUUAUUUCGUGUUACUUAGAUUAAUAAUGUUGUAAUGUUGUAAUAAGAUGAACCGGUUUCAAACGUGCGAACAAUCUAACAAGUUACGAAGAUCUAUUAAUAUCAUAAGAUAAGAACAACAAUAGAUCUACGUCAUAAGGAGUUUCGAAGGCAGAUGGUAUUUGACACGAUUGCAAUUAUUUUUAGCAUAGAUCUGGAGGAAAUAUGUGGUGACAAAUUAAUAAGUAGUCUAAGCCUUUGACUUUAUAUCAUUGCGUUAUCAGAAAUUAAAUAAAAGAUGA